UAUGAAGAAUCAUGGCUACAAACAAAUCACUGAGAUCAUAUGUUUGGGUGGCAUAAAAUGGUGUGCUCUUGAACCUUUUGUGGAAAGUGGUAUAGUUUUUUAACAUUUUUAGUGAUAAGGUAAACUUCAUUACGUCAGCUUCUCAUGGGUUGCUAUGGCAACGGUGACGCUGUGGGUCGCCGCGUUAAUCCCCGACGGACGUCUCGCGUCGGAUGCGUGCGAGCGUGAGACGUUCCGAUGCGAAGUAGGCGCGGGAGUCUGGGAUGCAUUUAGAACGGGUAAUUAAAGUACAAUGUCUCCCGAACGAUCAAAUUCACCCCAAGAUGAAGCAGUAAUGACACCAAAGAUGUCAGUACCCGCAAGUCCCGUCGCAGGGACACCCAUACGCGAAGCCCAAUCGCCCAUAUCAUUACUUUUAGCAGUGGCUCAAAGUCAAAGCAGGAACGGUGAUGACGACCUCACGAGUCUCUCAUGGCUGCACGAACGCGACCUUCUGAAAGGAAUGAACAUAAACCCGUCACCGUCGAAUAGCGUCAAUUCCACACCAGUGAAAUAUAGCAAUAGUCUCUUGUCAGAUCAGUUUCCGACGAGUGAUUACGUCGAUGAUUCUUCCAUAUCAGCAGCUGACUCGUCGAGUAGUUCCCUAAACUCGCCCGUUCCGUACAACAACAGUUCCCAAAGGAACAAACAUCCACAUAAUGUACCUUACGACCCUUUGGUUCACACAAACAACAAGCCACCAUAUUCCUUCUCCUGUCUCAUUUUCAUGGCGAUUGAAGAUUCGCCCCAGAAAGCUCUUCCAGUGAAGGAGAUCUAUGCCUGGAUUUUGGAACACUUCCCCUACUUCAAAAACGCCCCAACUGGGUGGAAAAACAGCGUCAGACACAACCUAUCCCUCAACAAGUGUUUCCAAAAAGUGGAAAAAGCCCCGAACCUGGGUAAAGGUUCACUAUGGACUGUCGACCAGCAGUACAAACCCAACUUAAUCCAGGCGCUGACGCGCUCACCUUUCCACCCCUGUUCAACCCUCGACCCUUCCACUUACUUCAAUAACAAUAAUAAGAGUAAUUUAACUCCUGAAAAAAGCUCAAUGUCGCGCUUGCCUAACCCCGAAUUGUACCCCUACCUUUCAAGGAAACUAGCUUCGGCUGAAUUGAACAACAGAAAUAUUAAAUCGGAGAAUUCCGAUGAGUCUUUGGAUGCUGUUGACGCCGCUGCGGUCAUGUUAAGUUUGAAAAACGGGCCACGGUACCGCCAGAAGAAAGAAAAAGCGCUUUACUGUCAAGUCAUCACGACUUCACCGAGCCAGGAUCACACUUACAGUGCCGCCGAUUCGGUCGAUCCCUUAGGCACGGACGAAGCGUUCGAAAGCGACGACGAAAGGACGUUUAGGGUCGUCAAGAGUCGCACGUGUCGCAAAAUCGACUUUGAGGACGAGGAGGAGCGCAAGAUUAAAGAAGGCGCAGAGACGCUUCUGAAUUUGGCUGGGAUAACGACAAGGAAGAGGUUCAACUCGCAAAGUUCGGACUACGAACCGUACAAAAGAAUAAAACUGUCGCCGCAGUACGACAUCAAUGAUAACGAGGCAACCGAGCGACCGACGCCCUUCAAACCGCGCCUUUUGCGAGCGAAGAAAAAAGAAGGUAAAUCAAAAAUGUUGUGUAAUAACAACGAUGAGUGGGUCAGACACCGGCGCGAACUGGAAAUCAACCAGCAUAGGUAAUCAAACGCCCGGUAAUUAGAUGAAUAUAACGUAAUUUUAACUAAGUUGAAUUCUUCUAACGCUGUUAUUGUAAUUUUAAUAUAUUUUAUGUUUUUGUUUACAUUUAUGAAAUAUGAAGAGUAACUAUGUUAGGAUUGUUUUAGAAGUGUUACUGACUGAAAAUUUUGAUUUAUGACGGUUCCACGGCAAUUUUAUUUCUGUUGCCGACUUAAUUUUUUUUCAAAUACUCCAGAGCCCGAACUGUUGUAACAUUUCGCGUCAGGUUGAUCACCAAAUAUUAAUUUAUUCUAGGAGUAAUUUCCGCAAGAUUUUAUCGCUGAUUGAAAUUUUAUCUAAAUGAAUUAAUUUUAUCACUGUUACCAAAGUAGGCUAACUAAUCAUUAAGUGGGGAAGUAAUUUAUAUGUAUAUUGAUUUUAGCUAAUUCUGUUGUUUUAUUUAUUUAUUUCCAUAUUUAAGCUGUUGAUUUGUCUUAGAUGCUCCACCGCGCUGAAAUUCGCUGUAUUUAUCCUGAGUUGGGGCAUUUUGGUGUUUGAUAUCUGGUCAUUUCAUUGAAAAGCAAUAAACGUGUAUCAGUGAUAGGGAAUAAGAAAAAAUCAUCUAGAAUUUUCCUAUUGCUACAAGUUGAGUUUAUAAUCAUUGAAAGUAGGGUAGAGUAAAUAUAUUUUUUCUAUUUCCCGUGAUACAUACUGCUCUUCCUAUUGUACAUAAAGAUCCGAAACAAUCAUAAAUGUUUCAAAAUGUGUGUGCGUUUCAAAGCUAUUUUCCUAUUACUCUUAUCAUUCAAUUUCUCCAACUUUUCAAAAAGAGUUUUAUUGUAUUUUUGGCCGUCUUCCGAAAUUGAAUGAAUAAGUGCGAUACUUGAUUUUGUUAGUUUAGAAUGUGAGAAUUCUAAAUAUCUUAUAGCAAUACCAGUUUUGCCUGAUCUAGUAAAUAAUACUCUAUGCUUUGCCAAUAUUCUUGGCUUUGGUAUGUAUUUUUAAGGUUCUAUGUGCCAAAUCGUUUUGUACUUUUAUUGCAGUAAUCACUACUGGCAAUAUUUUUUGGCGCCUGUCUUCCAAUUUUAUAAAAUAGGUCUUCUGACAUACUUUCCAUAUUUACAUUUUUAGUAGGUUAGACUUUCGUUCAAAUGUGUUCCAUUAACAAACUAUUAGUGUGCUUUUGACUUUUUCCUUAUUUUCAAACGAACUUAACACUUGUUUGCGCAUAUUUUAUUUUAUUAUUGUUAUGACCAUUUAUUUGUACCUUUAGUUUAUUCAAAUAAAUAAAACGGCUGAUUUUAA
Messenger RNA from Tribolium castaneum (red flour beetle), 3004 nucleotides. RefSeq names its product forkhead box protein N3. The coding region runs from base 293 to 1723 and encodes 476 amino acids. NCBI's taxonomy places the organism in Eukaryota, Metazoa, Arthropoda, Insecta, Coleoptera, Tenebrionidae. Gene Ontology annotation, biological process: regulation of DNA-templated transcription. Gene Ontology annotation, cellular component: nucleus. The transcript is spliced from 6 exons. The record is from RefSeq and is a predicted model, not a curated record. Gene Ontology annotation, molecular function: DNA-binding transcription factor activity; cis-regulatory region sequence-specific DNA binding.